AUUAAAAAAAAAAAAAAACCAGAAAAUCUGUGGGAAAUUGGGUAGCACCACCGGCGAAGAAAAUGUCAGUGGCAUCUUCAAUCCCAUGCAUCAAAAUCCCAUCUUCUUCUUCCUCAACUUCCUCUUCAUCUUCUUCUGCAUCAUCCUAUUCCCUUCGAUUUUCUACUUCUUCCAAGUAUUAUACUUUCGCCAUCAGGAAUUCUCAGACCGAAGGGCCUCUGAGAAGACCAGGGUCUCCUCCUUUGAGGGAACCCCUGAAACCCAACCCUCCAUCUCCGCCGUCGCCGUCCCCGUCCCCGUCCCUGUCACCUGUGGCGCCCGCUCCUCCUCAGCAGAAUGUGGCUGCUGUUGUUGCGGACGAUAAGAAUGUUGUUACAUUAGAGUUUCAGAGGCAAAAGGCGAAGGAGCUUCAGGACUACUUCAAGCAGAAGAAGCUGGAAGAAGCAGAUCAGGGCCCUGCUUUUGGAUUCGUGGGGAAAAAUGAGAUCAACAAUGGAAGAUGGGCCAUGUUCGGUUUUGCCGUUGGGAUGCUAACAGAGUAUGCAACAGGUUCGGACUUUGUUGAUCAAGUAAAGAUCCUUCUUUCGAAUUUUGGGAUCGUAGAUUUGGAAUGAACAAUUUUAAUGUUUAAUGUUGUUGAUAGUUUCGACCUUUAUUCGUAAUAUAUUUCUGUGGUUUGUUACUCCCAUUUAUAGCAAGCAACCAAGUUGCCUGGAAUGAUAACAUUGAGGAUUUCCUUCUUUCAUUUUGCUCUACUCUUACCCGUAUAGACAGAGAUGUAUACGGCAUUUGGUGAGCAGAGCAGAUAUUCUCUGUUCAUGCAUUCGACCAAAUUAUGACACAAAAAAAUGUGACUGUGUAUAAAGUCUACCUUCCAUAAUUAUAUUUAUUUAUUCUUCAAACCUUUUCCCAAGACAGAACUAUAGAGGUUUAGAUCUGGUCUGUCGAUAUUUUGCAGUUUUUAUCCAAGAUAUAAACUGAUAUGUUAAUGAAGAAUACGAACUCUUGUUUGC
Molecule: messenger RNA, 1013 nt
Organism: Neltuma alba
Lineage: Eukaryota; Viridiplantae; Streptophyta; Magnoliopsida; Fabales; Fabaceae
Product: light-harvesting complex-like protein OHP2, chloroplastic
Exons: 2
Coding region: 63-614 (183 amino acids)
Cellular component (GO): chloroplast thylakoid membrane
Source: RefSeq, a predicted model, not a curated record